ACGACUGGGGGACGGAAGCGCCGCGCUCACAGGCUGCCCCUCCCAUCUGGGGCACCCGGAUGUAGACCCUGCCCUGUUCGCUUCCGACCGGGGGGCUUCCGGUACGUGGGACGCUGAGGCGAAGAGGACGAGGCUGGGUCUGCAUCCCGAUAUGGAGGGCAGACAUGAUGAGAAAUGUGGAACACCAUGUGCUACAUCACAAGAAGAGAUGAAAGUCAGAGGGAAAGACAAGAGAAAGCGAAAACGCAGCAGAAGCAGAUCAUCAUCCAUUUCAUCAACAUCAUCUGCUAAUACUACUGCUACAUUGUCCUCAUGCUCUUCAUCAAGAUCAUCUUCCUCUUCAAGCAGCAGAAGCAGCUCAAGUGGCAGAGAUUCUCCCAAGUCUAAAUCAAAGAAAAGGAAAAAAGAAAAACGCAACAAAAAGAAGAGGAAAAAAGAGAACAAACUGAAGAAAAGGAAAGAAAGGAAAAAAAAAAGAGAGAAAUCAGGACCUGUCCAGCUUUCCAAGUACCUUAAAGACAAAAAGAAGACUGAAAAAAACUACAGUAUGAUAACAGGAAAAAAAAUUAAGAUGAAAAUAAAGAAGAGUAAAAAGGAUAAAGAGAGAGACCGAAACCGUGCAGAACUCCUUGAUUUCCUAAACUCUGCCUUGUAAUGGAAAAAGUGCUGAGCAAGGACUUGUAAAUCUAUCAUGCCAGCUGGUCAUCACGCCUAGCAAAACACAAAGGAAACUCAGGGAAAAGGGCACCAUUUGUGACAAGUUCCAACUCUUGUGCUGUGAGACAAUCAGUGUCCUUUAUAAUUGGCAAAAUAAAGAGUUACUGCUAACUUUUUAUUAAUA
Messenger RNA from Pelodiscus sinensis (Chinese soft-shelled turtle), 841 nucleotides. NCBI's taxonomy places the organism in Eukaryota, Metazoa, Chordata, Testudines, Trionychidae. The record is from RefSeq and is a predicted model, not a curated record.